This is a messenger RNA of Puccinia graminis f. sp. tritici CRL 75-36-700-3, 1917 nucleotides long. RefSeq lists its product as uncharacterized. Bases 1 to 1917 code for a protein of 638 amino acids. The transcript has 6 exons. Gene Ontology annotation, cellular component: nucleus. Gene Ontology annotation, molecular function: ribonuclease III activity; double-stranded RNA binding. NCBI's taxonomy places the organism in Eukaryota, Fungi, Basidiomycota, Pucciniomycetes, Pucciniales, Pucciniaceae. The record is from RefSeq and is a predicted model, not a curated record. Gene Ontology annotation, biological process: regulation of gene expression; primary miRNA processing; rRNA processing.
AUGCUUGGGAACUGUGGUACAAUCCGAGCCCUCCAGCGCAGCCUCCUUCGGGUCAAGAGUGGUACCGGACCGGAUGUGGCUCUGCUUCAAGUUGGCUCGGAAAAGGUGUUGAGGUAUGGUCGUCUGUCUAAACCAACUUGCAUCGUGACCUCCUUGUCCUUUGGGUUUCCUGUUAUCAUGGAUCGAUCGAUGUCUCGCAAUAUUUGCGUUUGCGUCCGCGGAGCGAUGAUGGCCAAGAGGAGGAAAGCUUUCAUGAUCGACGCUCGACCGAUUCGUAAAUUCCUUUCCACAAGAACACCUCUAAGGACUCAAGAAACCACCGAGAAAGCUCCCAAAGAACCUCUCUCCUCUCUGACAGAAGAAGAAUUCAUCCACCAACGGCCUAAUCGGAUUCGGCCUCCGACCAAGAACACUUCGAACGUCUACCUACAUCGGAUUCACUCCCUACUCUACCCCCCACCCGCCUCGGAAAUAGCAGCAUUAGCAUACCGGAUACCCAACCUACCUAAGAGCUUAAUAUCUAAACAAGAUUCCUUGAAAUGGGUCGAGAGGUGUUUGGUCUCUCCAAGCUUCUGGCAGGGGAUCGAAGAGGGGGAUGUGAGAAUUGAUGACUUGAAGAAAGCGAUUUCGAAAUGGGUAGUCACUCGAUCUUCAACUGGACAGACGAAAGGUCCCGAGCCGAUGUAUUUGCCCGGGAAAGUCACGGCCACCAUCGCACCUGAUCAAUCCAUGGACGCCAACGUCAAGAUGCACCCCUUCGGCUCGAAAAGGAGGAGCGAGCUACGAGCCCAACAGGCCGGUAUCGAUCCUGAUGUCGAUCUACUCGACCUGGAACCCAACUGGAGAGAUAACUACCCUAAAUUCACCAACUUCCUCGACGAUGAAAAACUUCAUAACGAGGAGUUGGCAACAUUGGGUAACAGCAUUCUCGGUAUGCUCGGAUCGGAAUGGCUGGACAGACGGUAUCCUUAUCUCCCCACAAAGGCUUUCCAGGCUGCCCUUACAAUGUAUGUGGGUCCUCGGACAUGCGCAGAUGUCGCAAGACUCUGGGGAGUUUCAUCAGGAACAGGCCUCUCAAACUUGACGAUUGAAGGCAAGCCGAAGAUCGAGAGUGCGGGGGUGUAUGCGGGGGGGAUCUUCGAUCUGGAUGGGAAGCCGAAAAACAAAGGUCAAAAGCAUAAACAGGAUGGGAGCAAGGGAGAAGAGGUUGCCCAGCCUGGCCUUCUAAGAUGGCGGCGCGCCGACGGAUUCGAGAAGGAUAAAGAGAUCGGCAUGAGGGCCUCGGCCUUCAAACAGGGCGUCCUAUACGAGGAUGCGAUGGCCAGCGUUUCGCGGGCGUUUGUCGGAAUGGUCUACUCGUUGCAUGGGAUGAAGGCCGCCAGACAAUUCGUGCGGGCAAACUGGUUCAGUCGGAGAGCUCAAGUAGGCGACUUGCUGAAGUUUACCAAUCCGUUCCUGGUACUCAAGUAUACGUUGGCCAAAUAUAAUCGCGAGCCGCCUGUUGCAAGACUAUUACGAGAGAGUGGAAGUGCUUCAGCGACUGCGAUCUUUGUUGUGGGCUCAUACUCUGGCACUCUGAAGCUGGGAGAAGCGUUUGGGACGUCGAAGAAGAUGGCAGAGUAUCGAGCCCACGAGGAUGCGCUCCGGCGGAUCUAUCUGUCUCCGGGUGUGGAGGAUCAAGCACUGGGCGGCUCGGAAUUCCCGGCGCUGCCGAGUGACACGUUGAUCGAGGCGCAGGGACACGUCUAUCGAGCUCCUCAAAGCUUGGGCGACUUGGAGGUCGACGAGGGAAGCUCCCCCGAUCGCUCCGGUCGCUUGGCUGAUCAGUCGUUCGAGGACGUCUUGCUCGCUCGCACUCAGCAUAACUUGCUCAAGUUUAAAAACUCUUUGGCUGCCCGUUCCGUCUCCUCUGCCUAG